ACCGACGUAGAGUGCCGAUAGCUGCUCACCCUGAAGCAUCACAUUGUACAAUUAUCUGCAUUUUUAUUUAAAUUUCAUUGUAACUUAUUCGUUUAAAUUUAGUUUUUACUGUUGUGAUUCGAACCAGCAAUCCCUCACAAUGUUCAGCCUCAGGAAUAGUGCCAAAAUGGGGUUGAAGCUGUGGAACAACCGGUCCAUUGCCAGCCUGUCGGCGCUGUCCGAAACUCACCAGAUGCUGCAGAAGACCUGUCGGGAUUUUGCCGACAACGAGCUGAUCCCGAUCGCGGCCAAGAUCGAUCGGGAGCAUCUGUACCCGGCCGAGCAGAUCCAGAAGAUGGGCGAGCUCGGAUUGAUGGCUGUGGCUGUGAGCGAAAAGUACGGUGGAACUGGGUUGGACUAUGUGGCGUACGCGAUCGCCAUGGAGGAGAUCUCACGUGGUUGUGCCUCGGCUGGGGUGAUCAUGUCCGUGAACAACUCGCUGUACCUGGGACCGGUUGAACGGUAUGGUUCGGAAGCUCAGAAGGAACAGUUCGUGGCAGGGUUCACCGACGGAAAGCGGGUUGGGUGCUUCGCGCUGUCGGAACCUGGAAAUGGAUCCGACGCUGGAGCAGCCUCAACCGUAGCGGCUCUCAAAGGAGAUCGCUGGGUGCUUAACGGUAACAAGUGUUGGAUCACCAAUGCGUACGAAGCCGAGAGCGCGGUAGUCUUUGCUACCACGGAUAAGAGCAUGAAGCACAAAGGUAUCUCCGCGUUCAUUGUCCCGCGAAAUGCCCCAGGAUUCUCUCUCGGUAAGAAAGAGGACAAACUGGGAAUCCGAGGAUCCUCAACCGCCCAGCUGAUCUUCGAGGACUGCGAAAUCCCGAAAGAGAACCUUCUCGGUGAACCCGGUAUGGGCUUCAAGAUCGCCAUGCAAACGCUGGACGCCGGCCGCAUCGGUAUCGCCAGCCAGGCCCUCGGAAUCGCCCAAGCGUCCCUCGAGUGCGCCGUCGACUACGCCAACAAACGGAUCGCGUUCGGCAAACCAAUCUCCAAACUCCAGUCGAUCCAAUCCAAGAUCGCCGACAUGUCGCUCGGACUGGAGUCCGCCCGGCUUCUAACCUGGCGUGCCGCCUGGCUCAAGGACAACAAGCAUCCGUUCACGAAAGAAGCUGCCCAGGCCAAGUUGGCCGCCUCGGAAUCGGCCACCUUCUGCGCUCACCAGUGCAUCCAGAUUCUCGGCGGGAUGGGCUACGUGUCCGAUAUGCCCGCGGAACGGCACUAUCGGGAUGCGAGGAUUACGGAAAUCUACGAGGGCACCUCGGAGAUUCAGCGGCUGGUUAUCGCCGGACAGGUCAUCAAAGAGUUGUCUUCUUAGAUUCUUGUUUGUUGUUUAAUUAUUUGAAAAACUGUCGAGUCAUUAUCAUGCCUUGCUUCAGUGAAUUUUGUCGAACCUUUAGUCCUAUAAAUAUCGAUGAUCAAGAAAUUUUAAAUGACAUCACCCUCACAUUAAGCAUGCAUUAGAAAGGAAAAUGUGUCAAUAAAAAUCAUAUAUAUUUGGGAAA
Molecule: messenger RNA, 1541 nt
Organism: Culex pipiens pallens (northern house mosquito)
Lineage: Eukaryota; Metazoa; Arthropoda; Insecta; Diptera; Culicidae
Product: short-chain specific acyl-CoA dehydrogenase, mitochondrial-like
Exons: 2
Coding region: 140-1354 (404 amino acids)
Biological process (GO): butyrate catabolic process; fatty acid beta-oxidation using acyl-CoA dehydrogenase
Cellular component (GO): mitochondrion
Molecular function (GO): flavin adenine dinucleotide binding
Source: RefSeq, a predicted model, not a curated record